Phaeoacremonium minimum UCRPA7 is the source of this 639-nucleotide messenger RNA. RefSeq names its product putative only prolin and serin are matching in the corresponding protein. Bases 1 to 639 code for a protein of 212 amino acids. The transcript has a single exon. Lineage: Eukaryota; Fungi; Ascomycota; Sordariomycetes; Togniniales; Togniniaceae. The record is from RefSeq and is a predicted model, not a curated record.
AUGUAUGCGACGCCACCACUCAGCACCAAGCCAUCUUUCUCGUCCUUCCGACCGCCGCUCAUCAGCAGUCUGUCUGCGCCCGUCAUCACCACAGUUGACGCAGCAGCAGCUCUUCCUAACCUGCUCGAGCCGUACGAUUCCUGGUCAGACCGCCUCGGCCACGCCAAUUACACCAUCAUGCCAAAGCCAUACGUGCCCGAGGUCGCUGAUUUGGAUUCUCUCCGCCUGUUCCGGGCCGACUGGGAUCAAGCGAGGGUUAACUUCACCAAGCAUAUCGUGCGCACAGGAGAGCACUACGGUACCACCUCCAAGACAUACGCUCUAACCGAGGCGAAGUGGACGGAGACCGAGAAGGAGUGGAAGGUCGCGCACGACACUGUCAUGGAACUCAUUGCAGCGAUGGGAAACAGCGAUGCUGCUGAACUACAUUGCAUGCGCCAACAAGACGCCGCUCCAGCUGCAGUGCCUAGGGGGAUGCUUGACGCAGAAGGCAAAUUCCCUGACCUCGGAGAUGUUGACAUAGUUGGCCCUAUGAUGCGAGACGCCGUCAUGGUUCGCGAACACGGCAUUGAAGAGAGACAGAACGGCGCAUCCAGGUUCUGGAAGAACUUGGCAGGCAAGGUUGGCCUGCGCAAGUGA